Molecule: messenger RNA, 1162 nt
Organism: Protopterus annectens (West African lungfish)
Lineage: Eukaryota; Metazoa; Chordata; Ceratodontiformes; Protopteridae
Gene: UNC50
Product: unc-50 inner nuclear membrane RNA binding protein
Exons: 6
Coding region: 132-908 (258 amino acids)
Cellular component (GO): Golgi membrane
Source: RefSeq, a predicted model, not a curated record
GUACUCCUGACAGUGCGCAACCUCUGCGUGAGUACGCUUACUUGCUACGUGUUCGAUUUGUUGCAGGAAAAGGGAUCUGAGGGGGUUGCAAAGUUGUUGGUGUUGUUUAUAGCAACGUCAUAUUUUGAAGGAUGCUACCUACCACCUUAAGUCGAUCUUCUAGUCAUGAUAAUGGUUCCUUAAACUCCAGAGAUGCAGCUCGCCACACAGCAGGAGCAAAGCGGUACAAAUACCUACGAAGGCUGUUCCGUUUCCGGCAGAUGGAUUUUGAAUUUGCAAUGUGGCAAAUGUUGUACCUUUUCACAUCCCCACAGAAGGUUUACAGAAAUUUUCAUUAUCGAAAGCAGACUAAAAACCAGUGGGCAAGAGAUGAUCCAGCAUUUUUGGUCCUGCUUAGCAUUUGGCUAUGUGUGUCCACAACAGGUUUCGGAUUUGUACUUGGUCUAGGAGUUUUCAACAUGCUGAAACUUUUGUUGUGGGUCGUUUUCAUUGACUGCAUAGGUGUUGGACUUCUAAUGGCAACUUUAAUGUGGUUUAUUACCAACAAGUACCUGUUGAAAACGCCAAGCAAAGAAUACGAUGUGGAGUGGGGAUAUGCCUUUGAUGUCCACUUAAAUGCAUUCUUCCCUCUGCUGGUUAUUCUGCACUUCAUCCAGCUUAUCUUCUUAAACCAGAUCCUCAAAGACUGGUUCAUUAGCUCCUUGAUUGGGAAUACUUUCUGGCUAGUUGGCAUUGGCUAUUAUGUUUACAUAACCUUUCUUGGAUAUAGUGCGUUACCGUUUUUGAAGAAUACCGUUAUUCUGCUGUAUCCCUUUGCACUUCUCAUCCUGUUGUAUGUGCUUUCCUUAGCAUUAAGAUGGAACUUCACCAGCGGACUCUGCUCAUUCUAUCAGUUUCGAGCAUUGUAAAUACUUAUGGCACCUUAUAUAUAAUCAGAACUGCUCCACAGGCAUUUCUUUUUGUACAUAUGUAUAUAUUUUGUACUGCAGAUAGUACAGGGGUAUUAUAUUGGUUGUAAAAAUCUGACAAACCUAACUUUGUGUUUUGAUGGAUUACUAUAAAGUGUUAAAACCAGGAAUACACCAUAUGGGUGUUGACAGUGGCAGUACAUUCCUGGAAAUUUUGUACAUUUCUGUAAUAAAUAUUUUUAAACAACUGACAA